AUGGUGGAAAGUGGAAUUGGUGGAAGUGAUGAAAGCUUCAUUUCAUUCUGCUUCGCCAUUGUGUCGGUUAUCGUAACCAUCGUGUACAUCCCUUGGGUGAUCAGACACGUGCGGAGUAUCAUUGAAUAUUAUACAACACCGAGUAAAAGGCAAAGGAUGAUGAACAACCCACUGGAAGAUAUGUGGAAAUCUAUCAUAUACGUGCCUCUUGUCGCAGCGAAGAUACUAACAGAACCCUCGAUGCUACCUGUGGGUGCCCGUAUCUGCAUCAAGGAGAAGCAUUUUUUCUUCACUUCUUUACUCCCUCGCUUCCUCCGCUUCAUCAUCCGGCCGAAGAUUUUUAUCCUCUGGCUUUGGGUUGUUCUAUUUUCUUCCGCAAUGUACGUCACAUUGACCUUCGAUGCCCAUGCCAUUCUUGGAGUGUCGACGACCGCCUCAACAGGAGAAAUUAAAAAGGCUUAUCGAAUGCUCUCGAGGCGGUAUCACCCCGAUCACAAUAAAACUGAGGAGGCGCGUUUGAUUUAUGUGCAAGUCCGUCGAGCAUACAAGGCUCUCGUGGACAGGGAAGCAUUCGAGGAGGAAGAGGCAAAAAACACUCACGAGUUCACUGUCGGGGUUGCUCUGCCGCGUUUUCUCACUUCCCGAGAACACGAUGGGCUUGUCCUAUUUGGUCUCCUUGGCAUUCUUGUCGCCGUUCCCGUAGCCAUAUGGUACAAUUUCAGGGAUCAAGGAGGUAUUUCACAACAACUGCGGCACAUUCAACGAGGAAGGGAGCGUUUAGAAAGUUUUCUGAAGCACUUGGGAAUUCCGGAGGAUCAAAAGUAUGUUGAACGGCGUGAUUCACGUCGUUACCUUGUCAGGUUACUGGUUUCUCUGGGUAUGCUGCCACCAAACACAGACGAAAACGCCUCGCUGAACCUUCCAUCAUACCCAGACUUCAUUACACGUUGUGUGGAGAUUGAUAAGAACAUUACCUUCCUAAGAAACUUCUUCGACGACAGCGACAUCGAAGUUCUCCAUGAAUAUUUGGUAAAAAACGGUGUCCGGCUGCUGGACGAGUACGACGCAGCCCAUUUGGGGCACCACCAAGGUGAAGGCACGUUACAGCUAGCGUCUCCCACGGAGUACAAAGUCAUUUCGUACUUCCUCUUUCUUCAUAUCGAAGAGAUCGACAAGGCACUAGAGGAAUUACUGGAGAAGGUCGGAAGUGGCGUUCCCAGCGCACGCAAACUUAUGAACCUCCAUGAGGAGGUGCGCGACCUGCUGCACUUGGUUUUUGAGGGAGACAAUAAGCAGGUGAAGAACCACAUUCAGAAACUCACAACAGUACCACAGCGGGCCAACGAUAUCGUGGAUGCCAUGGGACCCGAGAUCGAAGCGGUAUAUAAGAAAAUGUAUAAGAAUUACCUGCAAAUGCAGGUUGGGUCCAAGAAUGAAAAGCGACUUCUGAAAGCCAGCCUGCGCCGGCUCUAG
Messenger RNA from Trypanosoma brucei brucei TREU927, 1473 nucleotides. RefSeq names its product chaperone protein DnaJ. Gene Ontology annotation, molecular function: RNA binding; transmembrane protein transporter activity. NCBI's taxonomy places the organism in Eukaryota, Euglenozoa, Kinetoplastea, Trypanosomatida, Trypanosomatidae. The record is from RefSeq and is a predicted model, not a curated record. The transcript has a single exon. The coding region runs from base 1 to 1473 and encodes 490 amino acids. Gene Ontology annotation, cellular component: Sec62/Sec63 complex. Gene Ontology annotation, biological process: SRP-dependent cotranslational protein targeting to membrane; post-translational protein targeting to endoplasmic reticulum membrane.